AUGGUAGCUGCAUUCUCAGAAGUGAUGGUGAACGUUAGAAAGUUUGCGUCUUCUCGUCCAAUAUUUGUCUUCUUCUUCCUGGCAUUUCUGGUGAUUGCUUUCGGGUGCAUACCGGUCACGAUUUGGCUCAGAACAACUAAGAACGUAACAGACGACAUUACUGAAGACUUACGGUCAAGUCUAGUUUCCAAGAUUGAAAACAUUGGAAAACUUACCUACCAGGAGACCAGUUCAUCUAUAACCGGUUUAGCCAGAGUUAUAGAUUCUUAUCUCACAAAUAACGAUAUUCAUUUCAAAGAGAUUCAAACACAGAUCGCACCGGUGUUGUUUCAAGCUUAUUCAACGAUCCCUCAAGUCUCACAAGUUUCGUACGUUAGUACGGAUGGUCUCUUGUUUUCUUACAAAACAGAAUUAAACGCAAGUGUCGCUGUUUAUGUCAACUCUUCAAGUGGUAAAGGAGAGUACACAUUGUACACUCAAACCGUCGAUCAGAUAACCGGUCGUCUCACGGGGAAGGCGAGGAAAUCUAAAGCGUUAUACGUAACCCAUAAAGAAUGGUUUCAAGCAGACCACACUACGGCCUUUGUGGGAACUGGUUUGGGAGGAGAAGUUAACGAAACUCUGUUUCAGAACGUUCUUAGCUUGUACAGCAAGAAAGGAGUUGUUUCACUAGGGUUCCCGGUUAAGACUUUAAUCGUUGCUUUGAACCGUUUGAAUCUGCAAGGUGGAGAGCUUUACUUGUGGACCAAGGAAGGGACCUUGAUUGUACCUGAAAGUUCACCAAAUGCUACUUUCUUCACCUCUAAUGGCUCCAUUUGCUUCGGUAGAGAAUCCUCGAAAACCCUCUCGUCUCAUUGCAUCCCUGGAAACUGCAGUUCUCGUGGCUACACGGUGGAGAUCGGAAGUUUGAAAUUCCAAGCUUUUUGCUCUGUUCUUGAAGUUUCCGGGGUGCCUCUGAGAUACACACUCAUGCUUCCCAACAAAGAAAGAACACCAAGCAUCUGGAGCGCAUCGCUGUAUCUGCUUGUUGCAACGAUGUUUUUGGGCUUGUGCUGGCCUCUAGGGUUUGUGGCUUUUAUGGUGAACGCAGCAGGAAGAGAGAUGCAUAUGCGUGCAACAUUGAUAAACCAAAUGGAAGCAACACAACAGGCCGAGAGGAAAAGCAUGAACAAGAGUCAGGCCUUUGCAAGAGCUAGCCACGACAUAAGAGGUUCCCUUGCUGGUAUUACCGGUCUGAUUGAUCUAUGCCAUGACUCUGAAGAAGUUAGACAUGGGUCUGACCUAGAGACUCGUCUUAAGCUAGUGAAUGGCUGCACCAAAGAUCUUCUUGAUCUGCUUAACUCUGUUUUGGACACGAGCAAAAUCGAAAGCGGGAAGAUGCAGUUAAAAGAAGAGGAGUUUAACCUAGCAAAACUUGUGGAAGACGUCAUCGAUUUUUUUCAUCCAGUGGCGAUGAAGAAUGGGGUUGAUGUGGUUUUCGAUAUGCACGAUGGCUCCGUUUUUAAAUUCUCAAACGUGCGAGGAGAUAGUGGAAAAUUGAAGCAAAUCCUCAACAAUCUUGUCAGCAAUGCGGUCAAGUUCACGGUCGAGGGACACAUUUCGAUCCGAGCUUGGGCUCAGAGGACCAGUUCCAAGAGCUCUGUGGUCCUUGCAUCGGACACUGAAGGAGGUUUAUCGAAGUAUAAUAUCUUCUACAAAAAGAAUAAAGACGAGUCGUCAACAUCAAGAAGAGACAAUGGGAACAUGGUGGAGUUUGUGUUUGAAGUGGAUGACACAGGUAAAGGAAUACCAAUGGAGAUGCGUAAGUCAGUGUUUGAAAACUAUGUUCAGGUAAGAGAAACAGAUCAAGGACAGCAAGGAACUGGAUUAGGACUUGGGAUUGUGCAGUCUCUGGUGAGAUUAAUGGGAGGAGAGAUAAGAAUCAUUGACAAGGCGAUGGGAGAGAAAGGAACAUGUUUCCAGUUCAACGUGUUAUUGUCAGCAGCAUCAGAGUCUCAAGUGAGUAGACAGGACAUAGAAGCAGGAGAUCAUCACAUGUCUUCGGCUAUUAAAAGUUCCUUGGGAGGUAGCAUGAGCAUAAGGAAUGUGAGCCCUAGGUUACACAACUGGCUCCACAGCUCGAGUCCAAAGCAAGAAAGGUCUAGAGUGGUUCUUCUGAUGAAAGAUGGAGAACGUAGAAGGGUCACAGAGAGAUACAUAAAGAGUCUUGGAAUAAAAGUCACAGUGGUGGACAAAUGGGAGCAUCUGAAUCAUGCCCUGGAGAGGCUUCUUGAGUUUUCACGUCAAGGUUCCAGAAAUGAAUCAUUAAGCUCGAGCUCAAGGGAGUUACCUUUGAUAGGCAUGGAUGUAAUUGAUUCAAGAAGCCAGGUUCCCAAAAGAAGAAGCAGUGGUUUCUCUCCAGCUUUCCUUCUGGUGAUUGAUGCGGAAACAGGAACAUUUCUUGAGCUGUCUCACAUUGUUGAAAAGUUCCGCAGAAGCUUGCACCAUGGUCUGUCAUGUAGAGUUGUUUGGCUUAACAAACCAAGCGGACGUGGGAGUUUCAAAGGGGACAUUACCUGUUCUAAACCCUUGCAUGGAUCAUGUCUCAACCGAGUGUUGAAGAUGUUGCCUGAAUUUGGAGGAACUGAGCCAAAAGAAGCACCUGUUCCACUGCAAAGGGAACCAAUCAUUAGACACUCUCUCACUGGAGAGACAUCACCAACACCUUCAAAGCGUACUGUUCAAAAGCAUAUUUUGAAUCAAGAAGACAAACAUGGAGCUUUUAGGACUAGUGAAGAUGAGUUCUUGAGUGGAAAGAGGGUAAUGGUGGUGGAUGAUAAUCUUACAACAUCUUUAUAUGCAACAAUAAAGCUGAAAAAGAUGGGAGUGUCUGAGGUCACACAAUGCUACAGUGGGAAAGAAGCUGUGAGAUUAGUCAGUGAAUGGCUUACACAAAGAGAGCAUGGAGAAGAAGGUUCAUCAGAAAUGCUUCUCCCCUUUGACUACAUAUUCAUGGACUGCCAGAUGCCUGAAAUGGAUGGAUAUAAAGCAACUAGAGAAAUUAGGAAGAUGGAGGAAAAAUAUGGUAUGCACAUACCAAUUAUAGCUGUAUCUGGACAUGAUCAUGGUUCAAAGGAAGCAAUAAAAACCAUACAAGCUGGUAUGGACGCCUUCUUAGAGAAAAACCUGAAUCAUGACCAACUUGCAAAGGUUAUAAGAGAUAUCAAAAGCAAGGUAUGGCUCUACAUGCAACUCUAA
Molecule: messenger RNA, 3237 nt
Organism: Eruca vesicaria subsp. sativa (arugula)
Lineage: Eukaryota; Viridiplantae; Streptophyta; Magnoliopsida; Brassicales; Brassicaceae
Source: the annotation of a GenBank genome assembly